UCCGAGCUGGAGCCAGUGUUUUAUUCCCAGUAGGUUUGCGGCGGGGCGGAGGUUUGCGGGGACUGUAAAGAUGUCCUGUAAAACCCCAAAGCCCGGCGUUUCCAUGGCAAGCGGUUUCCAGGUGCCUGCUGCCCCGCCGCUUCGCUCCAGCUGCGCUGCGUGCGCCCCGGUGUGCUGCACCCAGCCUCCGCACUGCCGGCAGCACCGCUACGCGCUCCCCCGCCCCCCGCAGUAAGCCCAGGACGCCCGGACUCCUUGCCAGCUUUUGUUCUGCUCGUUACAAGGCACGAGCACGGCGUCUGGUGUCCUGGGGACUCGCUACUUGGAGACCAGAAAGGAAGGCGGCUGUUUCUUGCAGCAGCUCGUGCGCUGAGAGUCGAAACUGCUCCAGGUUUGCUGUCCCCGCUGCUUUCGUUUUCCAGCCUGACACACGCUGCGAGACGAAGGGACGCCCAUCAGCCUGAGGGGGAAACGAAAGAGUAGCCCUUUGCAACGGAGCCGGAAAGGCUGCGAUCGGCUGCUUUGCAGCCACACUCAACUGAGCUAGAGAUUUGUUUAAACAAUCAGUGACCUUGACAAAAACAGCAGACGCCGUUUGAAGGGGCCGAUGGGCGCUGAGGGUUGAAAGCUCUCUCAGAUGUUGCUACCAGGUGGGUGAACUUCAAAUGAAUUGGAUUCAAAAUACACUGCUGAUCAUUUCCAUAGAAAUGUCCCAUUAUCGGUUGGUUUCUUUUGGUGCUUUGCUGUGUUUUAAACCACUGGAUUUGAUCGUACCCUCAACCACAUCAAAGGGAGACGGCUGGUAACGAUGGCUUCCUGCUCCACAUCCAGUUGCUGCAGGCAGAGUUGUGCCGUUUUCUUUUGUCUCGGGAACAAAGACUCACUCUCACUGGACUUGAACACACUGGCUCAGAUACAGCAACUCCCUCUUCAUCCCCACUCUUCAGAUUCAAGAUACAAUGAAGAAAGUGGCUUCUUCCUUGUGUCUGAGCUCUAGGGCCAGCACCUCUGCCCCUGGUUUGAUCAUUUUCUGCACUUGUUUUUACAUCCAGAAGUUGGAAGCAGCCCAGUUCAGAGUAAUUGGAUCUGCUCAACCAAUCACUGCUGUUGUUGGACAAGACAUCCUGUUACCCUGCCACCUGUCCCCCAGAAUGAGCGCGGAGAACAUGGAAGUGAGGUGGUUCCGAAAUAACUUUGAAGCUUACGUGCAUCUGUACCACGAUAAGAGAGAUCAGUAUGGACAACAGAUACCAGAAUAUAGGGGAAGGACAGAGCUAUUGAAAGACAGCAUUGCGGAUGGAAAUGUUCCCUUGAAGAUUCUUAAUAUCAAGUAUUCUGAUGAAGGGCAGUAUAACUGUUUUCUUCACGAUGGCAGUACUACUGCUGGAACCGUAUUGGAUCUCAAUGUAAUAGUCUUAGGUUCUGUUCCCCUCAUCGCUGUGGAGGAUUACCAGGAGGGAGGGAUCCGCAUAGUUUGCCGAUCAGCUGGCUGGUUCCCAGAGCCCAAGAUGAUAUGGAGAGAUCCCAGUGGGCAGCAUUUGCCAUCACUUCCUAAAACAAAAGCUCAACAGGAUAAUGGCCUAUUUGAAACUGAAACUGCUAUUGUUAUAAAAGAAUAUAGAAACUCAAAAUUGUCAUGUUGGAUAAGAGACAAGUACCUUAGCCAAGGGAAGGAAUCAACCAUUUCUAUAUCAGAUCCGUUUUUCCCUCAGAUGAAUACCUCAAUGGUGACUCUGAUUUUUACCCUGGUGGUUUUGUUGGGUCUCUUUGUCUUGACCAUUUAUCUUUUCAAGCUAAGAAGGAUGGGAUUCAGUCCAUCCAGUGACAGAUACACUUAUAGUGUCUUUCCUCUGAUUGUGUCUUACGUAGGUGACCUUCUGAGACAACUUGGGUGGAGAAGACAUGCCAUCUGUCCAGGGCUGGGCAGAACUGCACCACCUGUGGAGGAAGUGAAGGUGACUCUGGAUCCAGACACUGCUCAUCCCGAGCUUGUCCUAUCUCAGGAUCAGAGAAGUGUGACAUGGACAGAGACAAAGCAGCAGCUGCCUAACAAUCCUGAGAGAUUUGAUGCUGAGCGCUGUGUGCUGGGAUGUGAGGGAUUCACCUCAGGGAGACACUGCUGGCAGGUGGAGGUUGGAGAGGGGGGAUACUGGGCUGUGGGGGUUGCCAGAGAGUCUGUGAAGAGGAAGGGAUGGAUCUGCUUUGGCCCUGAGGAAGGGAUCUGGGGUGUGCAGUGCUGGGGGGAUCUGUUCAUUGUUCUCCAAGGUCCUGAUCGCAGACCCCUGACCCUGGACCGGGCACCUAGAAGGGUCUGGGUGUAUCUGGAUUGUGCAAGGAGGCAGGUGUCAUUUUUUGAUUCUGAUACCAAGACCCUAAUCUUUACCUUCCCGCUGCCCUCGCUCACUCAAGACAGAAUCCAGCCCUGGCUCUGGCUGCGGGAUUCGAGAGUCCAGCUCAGGUUUCCCCACUGAGUCACUGAUGCAACCUUGCACUGCACCAGAGAGGAUCUCUUAGUUCAGGGGUUCUCAAACUGUAGGUCGCGACCCUCUGGGGGGUCAUGAGCAACUUAAAAGGGGGUUGCAAACUUCUCUGCCAUCCCCAUGUGCAAACACUCUGCAUGCUUCCCUCCCCGAGCAGAGAUGCACAUGUUCUUGGACUCGACCGGGGUGGUGGGGGGGUGGUGCAUAAAUUUAUAUAUUAUUUUAUGGGGUCAUGGUAUCACAAAGUUUGAGAGCCCCUGUCUUACUUGGCUUCUGUAGCCUCAUUCAUGCUCAUCUCUAUGACUCUGAAGGACUUACCUCUUCCUGGAGACUUUCAGCCCUGCAGUCUCUGUGAACCUGGAGAAGCAGGGUCGAUUCCUGCACUGUCAGGCCACAGGGAGCAGAAAGUGACUCAGGUGGAAAGACCAAUAUCUAAGCCUCUUUCCAAGCCUCUGUGACCCAGGGGGGCUGUAGAGUCUGCAGCAUCAGAGACUGCUCAGCUGAGCCCCAGGGAGGGGCCAAAAACAAGGAAAUAGAGGGACUGUUGGAUGCUGUUGAACCAGGAGGCACUUUCAUUGCAGUUCAUCCAUUCAUAGUCCCAAAGUGAGGAGAAGUGCAAAUUUUGUUCUUUUUCCCUUUGUCUGGUUGCUGAACAACCACCCCUGUGACUGGCUGCCUUCACAUUUAUGAUAAUAAACAACCUUUGAUCAAUAAAAGACA
This is a messenger RNA of Alligator mississippiensis (American alligator), 3200 nucleotides long. RefSeq names its product butyrophilin subfamily 2 member A2. The coding region runs from base 960 to 2471 and encodes 503 amino acids. Gene Ontology annotation, molecular function: protein binding. The record is from RefSeq and is a predicted model, not a curated record. Lineage: Eukaryota; Metazoa; Chordata; Crocodylia; Alligatoridae. The transcript has 10 exons.